Molecule: messenger RNA, 2146 nt
Organism: Nicotiana tabacum (common tobacco)
Lineage: Eukaryota; Viridiplantae; Streptophyta; Magnoliopsida; Solanales; Solanaceae
Biological process (GO): molybdate ion transport
Cellular component (GO): membrane
Molecular function (GO): molybdate ion transmembrane transporter activity
Source: RefSeq, a predicted model, not a curated record
UCGAGCCCAGAAGCAAACAAUUCUGGGUUUCAAGAAAGCAGCCCAAUUUAGGCUGGCAAGCGAGUUCCCAGUCCCCCGGAACGAUCUCACUUUCAUCUGAAUGCGAUGAAUCAACUGAUGAAUCUGUUAUUCAUUUCUUUAUCUGCAGCUGAAACACACAAGUAAUCCAAUUUUUUGAGAUCGGGCGAACUUUCUUCCCUCCCGCCCAAACUAGCCAUGGGCGUAGUAAUUGAGAGGGAUGUGUGGGAGCCAAAUCCAACAAUGUAUUUAUUCAUAUUCGUAUCAUGCUGCUUGUCCGUCUUCUGUUUGCCAAUCAAAUCCAAUAGCGGCGGCAGAAGUUCUUCGGUCUUUGAUCAUGCCCCUCCCUCUUCUUUCAUUCGUUUCCAAAGACGUUUCCUCCUCCUAUUUUCUCUUUCUUCAGUUAUGGAAGGCUUAUGGGAAGUAUUUGGAGAAUAUGAGAUGGCAUACAAUGGCAUUAGUAGGGAGCAGAUGAUUGUUUCUCUCUGUCUUGGAUAUGUAGCUGCUCUCUUUGGUGGUAUUUUUCUAGGCAUGCUCUCUGAUUUGAUUGGCCAGAAAAAAGUCUGCUUGUUAUUCUGCUCGCUGCACCUUUUUAUUGCCAUAUGGAAGAGGGUAACUGCAGAUCCAAGUGUUUGGCUUGCUAGCAUCUGUCUCUCUCUUGCGUCAAUGAUUUUUUUCUUCAACUUUGAAACAGGGAUGGUUGUUGAGCAUGAUAAGCUGGGACAGAGGCAAGACUUGAUGAAUGACAUGUUUUGGUUAAUGACUUUUGCUGAAUCUGCAUCUUUCAUUGGAAGCCAAGUGCUUGGGAAUUGGUUAAUUGGUGGUAAUGGAAAGAGAAGCAUGCUUUCUCCUUCCGGUGCAGUUGUGGUGUUGGCUUUUAUUGCUCUGAUUCACGUUAGCCGGAGGUGGAAGGAAGAUCCAAAAUCAACUAGUCUUAAGGAUUAUCACUCUAAAUUUCAUACAUAUAUACUCAGUGAUAGAAGGAUAUGGCUUUUGUCAUGGGCACAAGCUUCUGUUCACUUCUCCGUUUCAGUUUUUUGGAUCCUUUGGGCUCCGACCAUUGUGGCAGAUGGCAGAGAGGUUCUGUUAGGUUUAAUAUAUCCGUGUUUGCUCGGCGCUAAGAUGCUAGGAAGCACUGCAUUUCCGUGGUUCUUCAAUGGACCUUUAUUACUUCGAACAGAGGACUGCUUAGUGUAUGCUUUUGUUGUUAUGGGAUUCGUCAUGUCCAUCGUAGCUUAUGAUUAUCAGGAAAUAAAAGUUCUUGUGAUGCUAUUCUCAAUAUUUCAUGCUUGCAUGGGACUGGUUUUGCCUUCAUUUGCCAGAUUGAGAACCAUGUACGUGCCUAAUGAACUUCGCGGAGGAAUGAUGAGUUUAUCUCUUGCUCCUUCAAAUGCUCUCGUGUUAUUUUUUCUAGUGCAGAGAGGUUGCUACCUGAAUAUUGAAAAUUUAACCAUGAUAGCAGCUGCUGCACUUGGUCUCUUUUCCGCUGCUGGAUGCAUGUAUAUGUUGAAGCGGCUGGGAAAGCAACCACACCAGAACUGGCAUAAGUUGUGACCCCUUCCAUAUCUGAAGCUCUUUUAUCAGAAUUGAGUAGCUAGCUCCUGCAUGUUGCCCGUUGACUCAAAGAUGGUGAAACUUUUAAGCUUCAUACUUUCAUGAAGAAUGCGAAUGACAUCCUCUUUUAAUUGGAAAUCAAGGAAAGAUGCAGCCUUUAACGAGGUAUUUUGAGGAGAUUCUACGUGAGAGUUCAAUUUGGUUUUCAACACACUUUCCAUUCAGAUGCAUGAGACACUAAAAACGAACAUUUUGCAGUUCACUGUUCGGCACGAAGGUAAUAUCAUAAGGAGAAACUAACUCACACCUCGUGUUUACUAUCAUAGAAGCAAGAUAGCAUUGGUGGUAGAAUUUGGGUUUGCAUUUCAUCCCCUGGAACAGCUCUCCGGCUUUCUGAUGACUGGUGGAACUCUUAUCGAUGGUCAGCAAAUCAAUAUAGUAGGAAAACUACCAGCUAUAUCUAUUUAUAAGUAGCUUAUUACAAAAAUUGAUCAAUUUAUAAAAUAUUACUAUGUUAUAAAUCCAUUUACACAUAAGGUGGAUAUCUAACUUGAGAUUUGGAAAUCUUGCCAUA